This is a messenger RNA of Rhodotorula graminis WP1, 1539 nucleotides long. RefSeq lists its product as uncharacterized. The coding region runs from base 7 to 1509 and encodes 500 amino acids. The record is from RefSeq and is a predicted model, not a curated record. Gene Ontology annotation, cellular component: nucleus; pre-snoRNP complex. NCBI's taxonomy places the organism in Eukaryota, Fungi, Basidiomycota, Microbotryomycetes, Sporidiobolales, Sporidiobolaceae. The transcript is spliced from 2 exons. Gene Ontology annotation, biological process: box C/D snoRNP assembly; maturation of LSU-rRNA from tricistronic rRNA transcript (SSU-rRNA, 5.8S rRNA, LSU-rRNA); snoRNA localization.
CCGACCAUGGCGGACGCACCGGGCACCUCGAGGCUCGGCACCUGCCAGACCUGCGCCGCCCAACCGGCGCGCUACAAGUGCCCCGCCUGCUCGUUCCCCUCGUGCUCCCUCGCCUGCUCGACCGCACACAAGCAGGCCGCGCCCUGCUCCGGCGUCGCCCCACCCGUCUGGAGUCGGCCCCUGCAGGCCAACGAGAUGACCUGGGGGUCCCUCAUGCGCGACCAGAGCUACAUCGCCGGCGUCAACCGCGCCGUCGAGGACGUCGGCCGCCAGCUCGUCGCCGACAAGGUCCUCCCGCAAGGGCGCGGCUUCGGCCGACCGGGCGACGACACCGAGUCGGUCCGGCUCGACGAGCGCAACGACCGCGAGGAGCGCAUCGUGCGCGAGGCGCAGCGCGACGGCGUCGAGCUGGUCCUCCUCCCCAAGGGCAUGAGCAAGCGCCUCAAGAAUGGCACGCACUGGAACCACAAGCAGAACCGCCUCGAGUGGACCGUCGAGGUCGCGUUCCAGCCCCGACCCUCGUCCGACCCUUCCUCGACCCCUCCUUCCCCUGUCGUCAUCACCACCGUCCCUCAGCCCGCCACGUCGACCCUCUACGCCGUCCUGACGUCGGCGCUCGGCUCGCGCGACAAGAAGGGCAAGGGCAAGGCGCGCGACCCGGACGACGACGCGUGGAUCCUCGCCGAGAAGGCCUGGGUCGACUCGUUCAAGCCGAGCACGACCGCGGCGACGCAGGAGCGUGUCGAGAAGGACGGUGCGGCCGAGGCGGGAGCAGACGAGCGCGAGGGAGUCGAGAGCGAGGUCGUCGCGGACGAGGGAGCACCGGCCGAGGCGGCCGAGACUGCGCCGGCGGACGCAGCAGCGGCCGAAGCGGACGUCGCGCCGCUCUCGACGAGCACUGCGCCGACGGAAGAACCCGCACCCGCCGCGCCCGACGACUCGCCUUUCGUCCUCCUCCUCGCCUUUUACGUCCGCCUUGCGCCCUCGCUCGACGACGGCUACGCCAACGCCACUUCUUCCUCCUCCUCCAGCAAAGCCUCCCGUCCACCCGCUCGCCAAGUCCACCUCGUGACGCCGACGGCGUCGCUCACGCUGCGCCAAGCGCUCGCCGGCGCGACGGUCCUCGAGACGCCGUUGUUCGAGGUGUGGCCGCGCGAGACGUUCUUGCGGCAGCAGCUCCUCGGCCGCCUCAAGGUCGUCGAGCAGCCGAGCGCGGCGGACGUUGCUGCGCGUCGAGGAGAGGCGGCGGGAGGGUGGGACCGCGGUCGUGGGCGAGGGAGAGGGCGAGGACGAGGGGAGGGGCGCGGUCGAGGAGGAGGAGCAGGUGGGUCGAGCGGUCGGGGCGCUCACCAUGGCGGGGCGGGCGGCGGCGACGAGCAGCAGUGGGGCGGGCCGCAGGACAGCGGCUGGGGCAGCAAGCGGGGCGGUGCAGCGGUCGAGGGCGGCGACGAGAAGCGGGCUCGAGUCGACGACGGCGCCAGGUUGCCUGCGCGGCCAGAGGGAGCGUAGCCUCGUCGAGCAACGAUGCCCGUGUCGCUC